AAAAGGGAAGGAACUCUCGCGUUUUUUGUGUGUGUUUUUUCAAAGAGCGAAUGUUGUAGUUGUCGAGGUUGUCACGAACGAUUGACUGCGACUGCUGCACUUGACUGUCAGCUGAUGACGGCUCGGAAAGAGACUACAAAAUGCUCCGAUGACAAAGGAUCGAAUAUUAUUUAGCACAUCCUCCUCCAGAGUCAUGGCCCAAGCUGUGGACGGCAGUAGUGCCUCCAUCAGUCGACGUCUGUCGGGGGUCAAAGGUGAUGCGGGAAAAGUGAAUGACGUUUAUGUGCAUGGGCAGGUCAAGGACUGCAAGCGGCAUGUCAUUUUCUUUGGUGGAGACGUACAA
This is a messenger RNA of Aplysia californica (California sea hare), 343 nucleotides long. RefSeq names its product UPF0565 protein C2orf69 homolog. Gene Ontology annotation, cellular component: mitochondrion. The record is from RefSeq and is a predicted model, not a curated record. Lineage: Eukaryota; Metazoa; Mollusca; Gastropoda; Aplysiida; Aplysiidae.